UUCAGCAGGUAGCUAAACGCACUUGCGAGCUCUCUGCGCUCCGGAGUGGAUGUAGCAUAGUUAGACCGGACUGCCUGCGCUCAUUCCGUGUGAUGGAUGGAUGUAUUUAAAGGCUCCUUGGACUGGAAAACUGUCAUUCUGCAAAAAACUACAGACGAUUUAGCUCCUGGAAUAUUACAGCUGGGAGACAGGUUGAUCGAUUUGGCCCAAUUUAGAGUUUUCCUUGUAGCAGCACUGUUUUCCCCACCAUGAGGAGGUCUGUGGCUCUACCCGGUUUGCUCAGAGCAGUGAGCCUGUUCCUUUGCUUGAACACGACCGUCCAGGCCAUCGCCGUCGCCAACUCCACACGGCUCGAGUCCAUCCUGAACAAGUACACGAACAAGGGUGAGGAGUGGUGGAGGGCCAGGUCGAGAGGGAAGAGGGCAAUCAGCGAGGGCGACAUGCACCUCAUUCUGGACCUGCACAACAAACUGCGGGGUCAGGUCUACCCUCCUGCUUCCAACAUGGAGUACAUGGUAUGGGAUUAUGAGUUGGAGAGAAGUGCAGAGCACUGGGCUCACACCUGCAGAUGGGAACAUGGACCAAGCCACCUGCUGACACAAAUAGGCCAAAACCUUGGAGCACACUGGGGCAGGGACCGGCCCCCAACCUAUCAUGUCCAGGCCUGGUAUGAUGAGGUGAGGUACUACAGCUACCCCUACUCCCAGGAGUGUAACCCGCACUGUCCAUUCAGGUGUUCGGGACCUGUUUGUACUCAUUAUACUCAGUUGGUGUGGGCAACCACUAAUCGCAUUGGCUGUGCCAUCAACGUGUGUUACAACAUGAACGUGUGGGGAAUGAUCUGGGCCAAAGCGGUCUAUCUGGUCUGCAACUACUCUCCACCGGGUAACUGGUGGGGUCAUGCUCCAUACAAAUAUGGGACUCCCUGCUCUGCUUGUCCAGCGAGCUACGGUGGGGGAUGCAGGGACAACCUUUGCUAUAAAGAUGGCGGUGUUGACAGGCGUCCAGCUCCUGAGAUCGAGGAGACCAACUACAUUGAGCCCGAACCAGAACCAAGAGACAGAGAGCCCCAGCCCAGGGCUCAGGCACCAAGCAGCUUGCCUAAUGACAACCUAGAGAGAAACAGGGUUGUCAGCACAGAGCAGAUGUGCCAACAGGUGGACUGUGAAACCAAGCUGAGGGAUCACUGCAAGGGGACAACCUGUAACAGAUAUGAGUGUCCACCCGGUUGCACUGACAGGCCUGGAAAAGUAGUUGGGACUGGAUAUUAUGACAUGCAAUCCAGUGUGUGUGGAGCUGCGCUACACUUUGGUGUCAUUGACAAUGAUGGAGGAUGGCUGGAUGUGACCAGACUGGGCAGAAAGCAACAUUUCACCAAGUCAUACAAGAAUGGUAUUCAAUCCAUUGGGAAAAACAGAAGUGCAAAUUCCUUCAAAGUUGACUCUGUGCCUGUCAAGGCGGUGAGAUGUGAUACCACAGUGGCGCUCUUCUGUCCCUUCAAGAAACCGGCACGACACUGUCCCAGGUUGUACUGUCCCAAAAACUGUUUGCAUGAGAGUCAAGCUCGAGUUAUUGGAACAAAAUACUUCUCAGAUAAGUCGAGUAUCUGCAGAGCAGCCAUCCAUGCUGGAGUGAUCCAGAAUGAGUCGGGAGGUUACCUUGAUGUGAUGCCAGUGGACAAAAGGAGGCAUUACAGCGGUAGCUAUCAGAAUGGCAUCACCUCAGAAAGCCAACCAAACCCCACGGUCGGAAAAGCCUUCAGAGUCUUUGCAGUCAUCUGAAAACCACUUAAAGGACAAAGUACCGUCAAACAUGUCCACUUCAUACCCGACAUCCCUACUAAUUAUAAAUGUACAAGCUAUAAUUAUGUUCAUUCCUAGAAUGAGUAAGUCAGCGUUACUGCUACUGUCACUAAAAGUGUAACUCAAGGCUUCCCGUCUAUCUUUGGUCAUGACUGAAUCACUGUCCAGUAAUAACGCAGCAAAGGAUGUUCAGCGAAUGAUGUCUGCUGCCUCAUAUCUUUCCCUAAAUAUCUACAGCUGACCAUAGACAUGACAUCCUGUUUUCUUAACCAUCAAAGUUGUAUUUAAACGACCAGAUUUAUCAACUUUCCAACCGCUUUGUGUCAUUUUGAAAGGUGAAGGUAGAAGACUAAAAAUCAGAUGUGUUUGCUGACUAAUUCAAGAUGUGCAUCCUUUCUAUAUAGAGAAAAAGCAGAUAAAACAACAGAGGACUUAAUGCUUCAACUGGCACCAAAAUGAGAGGCUGAGUUAUAAUAUAAUAUAAUAUAAUAUAAUAUAAUAUAAAACACUAUCUCUGUGGAGGCUCAAACUGAUCAUAUUAACAAAAUAUAAGAAUAACUGGAUUGUCAUGGUAUAUUGGUAUAUUGGUAUACUGUUUUCACAUUUUCAGCAUAGAAAUCAGAUGUUUUUCUUCAAACUUACAAAGUAGAGAGUCUCGUUUUUUUUACUUUCUCAUGGCAUAAAUUUAUCCCUUUAUCACAAUAAGUGAGUAACAAUAAAAUUUUUAAUUAAUGUUAGAGAAUCCCAGCUUUUACUUAAGUACAGGAAUUGUUUGGGUUUUCUAAUGCCUCUGGUUGGGGUCUCCAAAUAUUGUAUGUCUGGUUAUAAUGUUAAUAUUCACAGUUAAAAUGCUUGUUGCAUAUUUUUGUACAUAAUGUUGUAAAUAAUACUGAAAACAUGCUUGUAAUGCUUUCUAUCCUCCUCUUUUUAAUUUACAGUUUUAACAGCCAUGCAAAUCAACGCAAUACACAGUAAAUGGCAUAAAAGCUUCUGUAUGAAAAGCAUAAAUCUACCACUCAAGUAUAUUCAUAUAUUUGUAAAUAUUGUGUGUGUGUAACAGAUAUUUUUUAUAUUUUAUUCUGCA
Archocentrus centrarchus (flier cichlid) is the source of this 2886-nucleotide messenger RNA. RefSeq names its product cysteine-rich secretory protein LCCL domain-containing 1-like. NCBI's taxonomy places the organism in Eukaryota, Metazoa, Chordata, Actinopteri, Cichliformes, Cichlidae. The record is from RefSeq and is a predicted model, not a curated record. The transcript has 15 exons. Bases 249 to 1781 code for a protein of 510 amino acids. Gene Ontology annotation, cellular component: extracellular region.